This is a messenger RNA of Nymphalis io (European peacock), 1177 nucleotides long. RefSeq lists its product as uncharacterized. The coding region runs from base 64 to 1074 and encodes 336 amino acids. NCBI's taxonomy places the organism in Eukaryota, Metazoa, Arthropoda, Insecta, Lepidoptera, Nymphalidae. The record is from RefSeq and is a predicted model, not a curated record. The transcript has 2 exons.
ACAAAUUAAAAUUAUCCGUAUAAUACAAUAUAUUUAAAUUUUAAAGUGUCUAAAAUCUUUACAAUGGAAAAAAUUAACAUAACUGAAGGAAAGCGCUAUUACAAAAACAAAGAUAACGUUGUCGAUUUGAAAAAAAAUAAUAACAGCUACAUAAAGCUAAAUCAAAAAGAUUACAAGCUUAGCAAAGAUAGAGGCGAUUCUAAUCCAAUAAGAAAUAGCAAAGAAAAAAUUGAAAGCAAGAACAUACAACAUGUAAAAUUAAAUUCUCGAGUAACAGAUUUGAGUGUGCCCUCAAAACCUGUUGAAAAAAAAGACGUAAAUAUACAGGAUAGCGAGAAGAAAGGAGACAAAGAUAAAAACAGUAAAACAAGGAAUUUGCUAGAUAGACGAUAUGUUACUAAAUCUAAGAAUACAUUGGAUACAAAAGAUGAAAUUAAUAAAGAUCGCUCGAAGGCACGUGAUGACGUUAAAAACAUAACACAUGAAUCUAAACCAAACGUAAAAAUGGAUAAAACACCACACACAAUUAACAAAACACCCUUAAUCAGAACUAUUACUGAUACUAACGACGCAACAAAAAUAUAUAAAGCGGUAACAUUUACCGAAACAAAACCACAAAAAUCAAUGCAGAUCAAAAUACCGGACAUUGUUAACGUUAAAAAAACUUAUAUACCAAAGUUAGUCAACAGACAUCAAAGAAAUAAAAUAGACAAUAAGAAUAUUGUAGAUGAGAAAAUAACGAACAAAAAAAAUUGUAAAUUAGAUAAAAGAAUCAAACACAAGAGGGAAGUGAUAUCACCGAUACGCGAACGACAUGGCGUUUCGCCGCCAACUGAAAUAGCGAAAUGGGCGCCAAACAGUAUCACCGAUCAUACGAAGCCGUACUACGAAGCUUGGAUAAACACAACAUUGGCAGCGAUGUGUAGUAAAAAGGACAGAUUAUAUUUAGAGAAGAAGAAAAUUUGGAAAACAUUCCAAAAAUCACUUGAACAGAGACCAUUCAGUCCUGAAUUGGUUUACGAGAAUUAUGCAGAUGAACGUUUUACGGGAAAAAUUAGAGUUAACCACAGUUAAUCAAUAAUAGUGAAAAGAAGAUUUUAGUAAGGGCUAUUUUUUUUAUAGGCGUAAAUCGAUCUAUAUACUGACAGCAUUAAUAAAUAUUUGUCGAGUUAGUUUA